AUAAAUCACAAAAAAAAAAUCAACAGUAAAAUUAGAAUUAAUGAAAAAAAUAAUAAUUUGAUAAUUCAAUCUUAUUAUUGUUUAUAAAUUAUAAAACAUCAAAUACAGAUUUUCUCUAUAAAAUAAUAAAUUUUUUCUGAUAAAUAAAUGUCAGAAUUUUUUUUGAACAUUAAAAGCAAGAAAUUAAUUAAAGACUGUGAAUAUGAGGUUAAAGCUUAAGUUCCACUCCAUAAAAAUUGUCUUCAAUUUGAGAUUAGAAGCUCUACAGAACCUUGGGUGUGGAAAAAUGAAUUUUCUGCUUAAUACAUAGAAGAUUUAACUGAAAAAACAGGUUAAAAAAAGUCAUUUUUUGAAUUCUUAAAUUUGAUAGAUGAAAGUUUAAAUCAGAAGCAAGCAAACAAGUCAAACUUCGAUAUUCUAACCUACCAAGAUUUAAAGACGAUGAACAAUAAAAAAAGCGAUACAUCUCAAUCAAAUUAACUAAACUCUACAGGUUAAUCAUAAAUGAAUUCUAGUACUUCAACUUAAAGCGACUAAAAUUAGUAGCAGUAAUAAUAAUAAAGAAAUAAUAAGAGAUACUUAAUUAUCAGUUCGUGUAAUACAAAUGAAGAUAAAAUUCAUUAUCCUUUAUCUUUAAAUGGAGACCAAGUCAAUGACCCAGCUUCCCUUAAAGAAAUAAUAAAGAAUCUAUAGAAGGAGUUAUCAAAGGUUCGUAACAAUGAUGAUAGUCUAAAUAGUAGUACUUUUUACUCUUCUAAUGGGUUUGAUAAAAAGCAAGGUUCACCUCGUUCUACAUCUGGUAAAUCUUUUUAUGACUCAUAAGGUUAAAAGGUAUAGCUUAAUAAAAAAGAGUAUGACUAAAUUAAAUUGGAAAAUGAUCUUUUAAAAGCAAAAGUCAAAAGAAUCGAGGAUUAUUUUUCUUAAAAAUAAGGAGCUAUUGAGAUUGAGUAGCUUAUUAAACAAAAAUUUAACCUUGAAAAUGAAAUCGAUAAAUAGAGAAUAAUUUCUAGUAAAAGAAUAUGCGAAUUAGAAGUAGAAGUUGAAAUGAAAGAAAGAUAAUUGAACCAAAAAAAAACAGAAAAUUUGGAACUUUAGAAAUAAUUAACUUAAAUUGUUUGUGAUAGUGAAGAUACAGCUAACAAAAGAAUUAAAGCCCAACUAUUAAAAUUGACAGAAGAAACAGAACAACAACUUGUUUUAAGUAAAAAAACUAUAUAAAAAUAAAAGUAGGAAAUAGAUAAGCUCACAUCUGAUGCUGAGAAGUUUGCAAACGAAGAAAAAAAAUUAAAGCAAAAAAUUGCUUAACUCGAAAUCGAGCUAACAAACUCCUAGAGGCGUAGUAACUCUCGUUCUAAUCCUCUAGGUGCUAGGGGAGUAUAUGGGAAUAGCUCUUCUCAUUCAUCAAUCAACUCUAGAAGAAGUACACCCAAUUCUCAUCCUUCAAAAUUAGGUUAUAGUAGUCCUAGCUUAUAAAUUUAAAACCGUAAUAGGUUUAACCGAACUGAUGGAUCUUAGAGUAAGAAUUCAACACCAAACGGCUCAAAAAAUUCACUUCAUACUCCUAAAUCAUAGUCUUACUCUUCUAUUCGCUCAAACUCAUAAGGAACCUCCUAAAAUAACACUCCUACAAAUUCUAGACUACAAAGAGGGGUUAAUGGAAUUAACUCUUAAAAUAAUUAAAGAAAUAAUAAAUUUUUUUCAAAUAACAACCCAAAUAAUAAUUAGUAAAGUAACUAAAGUUUAUCUUAAAAUAGUAGCAGAAAUAACUCAGCUGGAAAUAACAAUUUGUAAAAUAGGAGAUAGCCAUUGUAUUAAAUAAAUAACGAGAGACAAAACUCAUAAACUAGAAAUAAUUAACUUCAAGUAAAUGGUGUAAAGAAUGUGAAACCUGGAAGUAUUGACAUUAUUCCCGAAAACGGAAGAUAUAUUCAAUAAACAAAAUCAAAUACUCCUUAGCAAUCUUCUUAAUCUUCAGUUGUUAGCAGGCUUUAUCAACCAAAGUCAUAUAACUAACCUACAUAAGUUUAAGGUAAUUAGAGAUCUUCUUCCACCUAAAGACAAGUAAACACAUCCUCUUAAAGACUUAAUUCUUCAGGAAGUAAUGCACAACAACUCAGCAUAGAAACAAACCCGAAUAGAAAGCCCCUUAACACAUCCUAUAAUUCAAUGACAACUCCUUCUUCAAAAUAAUCUACUUAAUCAAAUAUAAAAACUCCAUAAAAUCCAACUUAACCAAGAUAUGUUCCAGCAAAUAACUACAUGAAACCACUUAAUAAAAAUUAAUAAAACUAAAAGGUUGGUUAUUAACCUAAUCAACUAAGGUAGCAUGCUUAAAUUUAAGAAAAAAUAGAUUAAGCAUUGUUUGAUGAUAAGCACAUAUUAAAUAAUCAGCCCUAGCCAGAAGGUAAAAGUGAGCUUGAAUUAAAAAUAGACAAGUUAUAAAAUAUAUUGCAAUCAGCUAAGGAUAUGACUGUAGAUGACUUUUGA
Molecule: messenger RNA, 2487 nt
Organism: Tetrahymena thermophila SB210
Lineage: Eukaryota; Ciliophora; Oligohymenophorea; Hymenostomatida; Tetrahymenidae
Exons: 2
Source: RefSeq, a predicted model, not a curated record